Molecule: messenger RNA, 698 nt
Organism: Oncorhynchus keta (chum salmon)
Lineage: Eukaryota; Metazoa; Chordata; Actinopteri; Salmoniformes; Salmonidae
Product: somatostatin-1-like
Exons: 2
Coding region: 172-531 (119 amino acids)
Cellular component (GO): extracellular region
Molecular function (GO): hormone activity
Source: RefSeq, a predicted model, not a curated record
CUGCAUCACUGAGGACAAAUACAAUUUCAUUACCUCACCCUCAUCUUACGUAAUACAUUGGUUUAAAAAGACCAGCUACUGGGGUUGCUGCAAGUUAUUCAGAGUUUCAUUCCAUCAUUCCAUCUUGGGACAUCUCAUCUAUACCAGCUCAAGAGACCUACCAGACUCCAGAUGGCCCUCACCGGAAUCUGGUGCGCAUUUGUGCUUGUGUGUCUCAGUCUGUGUCAGACGGGGAAGGUCGACUCUUUCGGAGGGUCUUCGGAUCUCAAGCUCGGACACCAAGAUAAAACAACAUGGCUCGAAACAUUACAGGAUAAACAGGUAUCCGCUGACGACAAAUACAACCUCGUCUGGCUGCUGUACAAGCUUUCACAGUCACACCACGACAACACGUUGAAAAUAAACUCCCUCCCUCGUGCACCGGAGAGUGUCGGGAAACAGGAGAGUAGGCGCGAGACUAUGCCACAGGACUCGCGCGUUCGUAAAGAAGGAUGCAAAGUGUUCUUCUGGAAGUCAUGGACCGCCUGCUGAUCGUCUGCUUUUACUCCCAAACAGAUGCUCUUCUAAUCGACGACAGUUUUCAGUACAAAUCCUUACCAGCUUGCCAAAGUUUUUACGAAAUUGUUAAUUUAACGUAUUAUUUUUUAUUUAUUAAUUUGAAGUCACAUGGUUGUGAGGCUAUAGCCUAUUUGUCAUGU